Rhizopus microsporus ATCC 52813 is the source of this 888-nucleotide messenger RNA. Its product is annotated as inorganic pyrophosphatase. Gene Ontology annotation, molecular function: magnesium ion binding; inorganic diphosphate phosphatase activity. The transcript is spliced from 8 exons. Lineage: Eukaryota; Fungi; Mucoromycota; Mucoromycetes; Mucorales; Rhizopodaceae. Gene Ontology annotation, cellular component: nucleus; cytoplasm. The coding region runs from base 1 to 888 and encodes 295 amino acids. Gene Ontology annotation, biological process: phosphate-containing compound metabolic process. The record is from RefSeq and is a predicted model, not a curated record.
AUGUCAUCGGCCUAUCAAGUAUCUACCAUUGGCACAGAGUACACCUCCUCACAUAGAGUCUAUAUUGAACAUAACAGACAAGUCAUUUCGCCUUUUCACGAUAUUCCACUUUAUGCUGACAGUGAAAAAAAGAUUGUCAACAUGAUUGUUGAAAUCCCUCGAUGGUCUAAUGCCAAAUACGAGAUUGCUACAGGUGAGAAAUACAAUCCUAUCAAGCAAGACGUGAAAAAGGGCAAGGUACGAUUCGUUCGAAACUGUUUCCCUUACAAAGGUUAUAUUUGGAACUAUGGUGCUCUACCCCAAACUUGGGAAGAUCCAACUGUGAUUUCAAAAGACACUAAUGCUCGUGGAGAUAACGAUCCGAUCGACGUAUGUGAGAUUGGACAAGAGAUUGGAUACAGAGGACAGGUCAAACAAGUCAAGAUUCUUGGCGUCAUGGCCUUACUCGAUGAAGGAGAAACGGAUUGGAAGUUGAUAGCUAUUGAUAUCAAUGAUCCACUGGCAGAUAAAGUCAAUGAUAUCCAUGAUGUAGAAAAGUACUUUCCUCAAUUGAUUGAUGCCACACGCCAUUGGUUCAAGAUCUACAAGAUGCCUGAUGGGAAACCAGCGAAUCAGUUUGCAUUUAAUGGUCAGUGCAAAGACAAGACUUAUGCAGAGGCAGUUGUAAAGGAAACACAUGAAGCAUGGAAGCGGUUGAUCGAAGGAAGAACUCCUUGUAAAGCAAAUACGCACGACAUUAGCAUGGCAAACUUUACAAACAAACAUUCACCUUAUGUUUUGAAUACAUUUAAUGAUCAGGAAUUACAAAAAGUCUUGGUUAAACAAAAGAAUAAGAAAGAUAUUGAAGCCAAAGAUAACAAAUGGUAUUUCUUAAAGUCGCAGCUUUAA